Messenger RNA from Scheffersomyces amazonensis, 3107 nucleotides. RefSeq lists its product as uncharacterized. The record is from RefSeq and is a predicted model, not a curated record. NCBI's taxonomy places the organism in Eukaryota, Fungi, Ascomycota, Pichiomycetes, Serinales, Debaryomycetaceae. The transcript has a single exon. The coding region runs from base 500 to 2896 and encodes 798 amino acids.
CUUGAACAAUUCUAUGUAAGACAAGUGGAAAGAGUGUGCAAUACAUACCCAUUACAUUCAACAACAUCUCACUGUUUUUAAACUAUAUGGAGCUUUGAAUUCUAUAAAAAGCGCAUUCUCAAAGUCAGUUGAACCAAGUAGGAUAUACGAUCCCAGCCUAAACAAAAAUAGGAUGUACUACAAAAUAAUACUUAUAAAUGCACUGGAUAUAAUUAACAAACAACAAACUAAGCUACACACUUCUGGCCAUAAAAACACAAUAACUUUGGAACGACUCUGUUCUACCAAUUUACAUCAGUAGCUUCUUUCUGUAUAUACACAAUCAGCUUUAGUUAAACUCCCUUCAUCUCUAUCUGUUACAGCUAAUGUCUGUCUGAAAAAUUUCUGACGCGUGAAACAUACCAUACCAAAAAUAUUUAUAGACGUACAAAACAAAUCGGCUCAAACCAACCGAGUUGAUACUUAAAUUCAUUAAGCUACCUAAUAAUAGCUGUGAGAUAUGGCCGGAUUCCCCUCACUACCGCGUGUCAACGGCGAUACGGACGAUGAUGCAUCAAUCCACUUGAAUCGAACCGUGGGUCGAGCUCAACCUUUAACUAACAAGAGAAGUAGUAUUGUAAGCGAAGUCGAUCGGAAGAUUUAUGCUGCAUUACAUCAAACAAAUCAAUAUGAUAUUACUGAAAAAGAUGAAAAUGAAAAUGAAGAGGAUGCCGAUGGAAUCAAUGGCUCUCAUCAUGAAUUGAAUAAUUCUUUUGAACGAUAUCAACAGGAUAAUGCUAAUGGAUAUGCCAGCGAAGAGGAUGAUGAUUAUCAGUACAAUGACACUACAGAAGUUGAAUCAGAUGAUGAAUUAGAGAUCGAUUCAGAUUAUGAUGAUCGAGAACUUCAGGCAUUGAAUGAGAAGUUUCAAGCUUUAAAGCAUUUCAAUACUCCUAGGAAACCCCAGAGAUCGCCAUAUUCCAAAACAGAUAUUCCUAUAAUCCAGAAUCAGAAUCCUAAAGACGAUCUCAUAGGUCGUUAUAAAAGAUGGACAGUUCCUCACUUACAACCACCUUCAGAUAAUGUGCGAGAUCACAGUCCAGUUGAUUCAACCAAUCAACCUCACUAUGGAGUCGAAGAAAAAGAAGAUGGACAUGAUAAUGACGAAGAAAUAGAAGAGGAGGAAGAAGAACAAGAAAGCAAUUUAUUGGCAUCAUCCACUGGAGGUAAUGCCUCUACCAAAAAUAACCUUAUAACUUCAAUUAUGUCAGUCAAGUUACCUAUAUCAAACUGGAAAGUGUAUUUAUUAUAUGCAUUUAUAUCCUUUGUACCAACCUUUCUUAUAUUAAUAUAUCAGAAAGGCUUCAACUAUUCAGAAAAUGGUUCUCCAACUUAUCAUAUAAAUACUCGUCUCCAAAAAGAGACUGCUAAUUCUAUCAAUAAAUUACUAGAGAUUACCAAUAAAUUAGAAAACCGUCAAGAGUUCAUUGAAAACAAUCAUCAAUCCGAUUUGGCAGCUAUAAAUUCCAAGUUUGAUUUCAUUAAUAAUAAAUUUGAUUCUAUAGAAACUUCCAUUCAAGAAACAUCAAAACAGAUCAAAGAUUUUAAACAGGUUGUUAGUAAUACGAAAGUCACUAACAUAAACACAAAUUCAACUAGUGUGGAAGAAUUGAGAUCAUUUAUAGUAGAAAACUUAUCUUCUAUAAAGCAGGAGAUUUUAAAUGAUUUACUUGAAAGCUUACCUCAACUUAUUCCAGUCUAUAUAAAACAUGAUAAGAUACAUUUUUCAUCUCAAUUCCAUAAAUACUUAUAUAACUUUAUUGAUAAGUAUAUGGAGAACAAUCCCAAUAAUCAAACAUUACAAUUAAAUCAUUCAAAUAAUAAUGAUACUCUAACGAACAAAAGUUACUUAAAAAAAGAUGAACUUGAAAGAUAUCUCGAUAAGAGAUUCUUAUUUAAUAAUAAGUUUAUAAUUGAUAAGUUUAAUAACUUGGUUGAUAACUUAAAUCUUGCAGCAUCUUCAAAUACAAAUUCAACUGAAGAUAGCUUCACAGUAUUAAAAGAAUCAACCAAUAAACUUUUAUUGAAUCAAUUAUUGGAGAUAUUCUCUCAAGGGUCGGUUAAAGUAAAUUACGCUGAUUAUAGUAUUGGGGCUAGAAUCCUAGGAUUUUUAACGAGAUCUAAUUUAAAGUCAAAGUCAACCAGUAAUGCUUAUAAAUUAUUCUUCGGAUGGUACGAUUAUUUACAGUCCAAGCAUUAUUGGAAAUACAGUGCUAACUCUGCUCUUUUGGAUAAUGAUCAAUAUUGGACAUGUCAAUCUACCAGUGAAAACCCAUGUUCAGUCGGAAUUAGACUAUCAAAUUCAAUAAUAUUAACUGAUUUAAUAAUCGAUUUUUCCACCAUUGAUACUCAAGAAGAUUUCGAAGGAGAGAUUUCAGUUUGGAUUAAACCUAAUAACUAUAAAUUAGGAGAAAAGUUGUUAAAGUACUUGACAGAUUUGAAGUUUUCUGAUUCAACUGUAAGGAGUACUGAUAAAUACUUGAGAAAGUUUUUCAAGGUUAAAAAAUUUAAUGUAAUACAAACUUUCGAUAGAGAGGGAAAGACUAACCGAUUAAAACAUAUAAAAAUGCCUAUUAGUAUGAUUAAUUUAGGAGUACCAACUCGUGAUAUCUACAUUGAAUUCAGAGGUACUUCGACAAAUAUUGCCAAUUAUGAAAUUUCAAAUAUUAAAGCUUAUGGCAUAACAGAAUUGAAUGCUAAUAGAUAUGACAAACAAUUUUCCCUUGUGAUUGAUAAAAUGUAUCAAGAAGGUAAUCAGGAUAAUUUGUUUGAAGAGAAUGAUAUUGUUGAAGACUACAACUAUGGUAUUUACACAAAUAGACCAUAUGAGCUUUUGGACAAUGAUGAAGUCGUGUGAUUGCUAUUCCCCUAAUUAAUAAAGCUUUGUAUAUUAUUUGCCAAUUAACUACCUUUAACAUAUUAUUGUGUAUAUUACUAGUGUAUAUUUUAUGAAUGUAUUGUAAGAGUAUUUUGAUAUAAUUUGUCUUAAUUAGGCAAAAUGUCGGAUCUUUGUAUCUUUUGUCUGGCCGGGCUUUGGGGCAUUCACAAAAUAUUGAAAUUAUUCUUUU